CAGAGCAUCUGCCAAGCACGAGCUGCUGUAAUGGUCUACGAUGAUGCCAAUAAGAAGUGGGUACCAGCUGGUGGGUCUACUGGAUUUAGCAGAGUUCAUAUAUAUCAUCAUACAGGCAACAAUACAUUCAGAGUAGUUGGCAGGAAGAUUCAGGAUCAUCAGGUGGUAAUCAAUUGUGCCAUUCCAAAAGGAUUAAAAUACAAUCAAGCAACACAGACUUUUCAUCAGUGGCGGGAUGCUAGACAAGUAUAUGGUCUCAACUUUGGCAGCAAAGAAGAUGCCAAUGUCUUUGCAAGUGCCAUGAUGCAUGCCUUAGAAGUGUUAAAUUCACAAGACUCUGGUCCAACGUUGCCUCGACAAAAUUCACAAAUUUCCCCACAAGUGCAGAAUGGCCCAGCACAAGAAGAUUUGGAAAACCAGAGAAGACAAUUGCAGGAACAGCAACGACAAAAAGAGUUGGAAAGGGAUAGGCUGGAACGGGACAGAAUGGAACGCGAAAGGCUGGAACGAGACAGACUAGAGCGAGAGAGGCUAGAACGAGAAAGGAUAGAAAAAGAAAGACUGGAACGAGAACGAUUAGAACAGGAGCAACUGGAGAGGGAGCGUCAGGAAAGAGAAAGACGAGAACGAGAAUGGCAAGAACGCCUAGAGAGAGAGAGGCAAGAACGGGAAAGACAAGAGCGGGAGAGAUUGGAAUGGGAAAAACAGGAAAGAGAGCGGCAAGAUCAACUAGAAAGAGAGCAACUGGAAUGGGAACAAGAAAGGAAACUGUCAAGUGCUGCUCCAUCUUUUGACAACUCCCUGUAUAAUACUUCACUUCCUGAAUAUGCCAGUUGCCAGCCUCCUUCAGCACCACCUCCUUCAUAUGCUAAAGCAAUGUCAGAAUCUACCCCGGACUAUGCUAUAGUGACUUCUACACAGUCGAUUUCCUCCCCCCCUACACCACCACUAAGGCACUCUGCAUCACGUUUUGCUACGUCUUUGGGCUCUGCCUUCCACCCUGUUCUUCCCCAUUAUGCUACAGUUCCUCGUCCAGUAAAUAAAAAUUCUCAGCCACCUUCACCUGUAAACCCCCCUCCCUCUUUGCCCCCAACUACCAAGUCAACUACUUGGUCAGCUUCUAGUUUUGCACCCCUUCCCCCUUCACCUCCUGUAAUGAUUAGCAGCCCUCCAGGCAAAGCCACUGGCCCCAAGCCUGUUCUCCCUAUUCCUGUUACUGUUCAGUUAUCUCAUAUGUCCCCCACUGCACCUAAUGGUCUUCCGGAAUUGACAAAUUAUUCAGUUUCUUCACCACCUACCUCAGGUCCAGCACCACUACCACCAUCUUCCUUUCAACCUCUCUCAGUCUCUGGAGUUCAAGCUUCUUCUCCAACCUCCCCUAAUGCCUCAGCUCCCUCAUCCAAGCCUAGUGUUCUCCCUUCUCCCUCUGCAGCUCCCCCUGCCUUUGUUGAGAACUCUCUAAACUCUAUGCUGGGAGACUCCUCUGCUUCUGAGCCAGUCUUGCAGACAGCCUCUCAGCCGGCUGAAUCUACGUCUCAGCAGGGUGUUACACAAGGACCACCUGCACCCCCUCCCCCUCCCCCACUCCCAUCUGGCCCUGUUCAGUCCCCAUCAGCAGUUCCACCUCCUCCUGGACCACCUCCUCCUCCUCCACCUCUUCCAUCUUUAGGGCCACCUCCACCACCACCUCCUCCCCUUCCUGCUCAGGUUCCUCUUCCACCUCCUGCUCCUCCUCUCCCUGCUACUGGCUUUUCCAUGGGAACGAUGUAUGAAGAUUAUCGACCUUUAACAGGACUGGCUGCUGCUCUUGCUGGAGCCAAACUCAGAAAAGUAUCACGGAAUGAAGAUUCUCCUAUUCCAAGUGGAGCAACAAAUUCUGCUUCACCCAAAACAGAUACUAGUCGUGGAAAUGGGCCACUGCCACUUGGAGGAAGUGGAUUAAUGGAAGAAAUGAGUGCUCUGCUUGCAAGAAGGAGAAGAAUUGCUGAGAAGGGGUCAUCAGAAACAGAAACAAAAGAAGAAAAAAGUGAAGAACCAGAGCCUUUAGUUCCCAAGCCUCCUUCAACAAGCACACCUGAAUUAACAAGAAAGCCUUGGGAAAGAACAAAUACAAUGAAUGGAAGCAAAUCACCUAUUAUCUCAAGACAUGAUGAGCAGUGUGGAAAUGUCAUAAUUUAUACUGUUUUUCUUUUUAGACCAAAAUCUGCAUCUUCUGGGCAACCAAAUACUAAUGGAGUACAGUCUGAAGGACUAGACUAUGACAGAUUGAAACAGGAUAUUUUAGAGGAAAUGAGGAAGGAAUUAACAAAACUAAAAGAAGAAUUAAUUGAUGCAAUUCGACAAGAACUGAACAAGUCGAAUACAGUGUAGAAAGAUUAGGACUAAUAUGUUUGGACCACUGGUCUUGCACAAAAUCAGCUACAUUUUGUGAGCUGCUGGAAGAUAAUGGAAAAAUAUUCUUGGAAGAAGGAGAAAACAAGAUUCUGAACUUUCAGACAACAACAUGGUGAUACACUAUUUCCUUUUGCUGCUGUUUUCUGACUUUCAACAAGAUGGAAAAUAGUCUUAAAUUGUGGCAAUGAUUUAUGCAGAAAAUCAUAAGCCUGUUAGGCAGGUGCAUUGAAAUGUUUCAUAUCAAUAUUGAAGCUGCAUAUUUACAGUGUAUUAAGUUUUUAAAAAGGAGAAAAACUUAAGGAGGCUUUUCAGAGAGGUUUUUUUAGUAGAGAAUUUAGCAAGUGAGAUUGAUAAACAAUUGUAUCUCAGGUAGUCUUCCUAUCACAUUAGAUAUUUCCUUGAUCAAAAACAAAGCAUGACUUCAAUUCACAGCAUAGAUACUGUAAGACCCAAUAUUGAUGAAUGAGAGAUCCAGGAUACCAUGGUAUAUUGAAUAUUGGAUUCUUUGGAUAAGCAAGCCUCUCUGAUUAGCCUUCAUGAAGUUUUUUUAAAGAAAAAUGCAAAUGCUGCCCAGAUUAUGAAGAUAUAGAUGCCUUCCUAAAAUGAUAUGCUUUACCAAAUCUGAGACUUCUCCUGAAUACAAAUCAAUAUGAUCAAAUGUAAAUUGUUAGAUUGUUAUAGACUUACCAUAGGUUUUUGAGCUUUUAAGAUUUAUGCAUGCAGACAUUUUUGUAACAUAAAUAACCACAGAGUUGGCUUUUAAUUUAAACCAUUCUUGCAUGCCACAAAUAUGAAAUAGCCUUUUUACAAUAAGGCCUAGUUAAUGCCCAGGCAAAACUUGGGGAGGUGUUGGGUUGGGAAUUGGGGCAACUUUUUUAUUUAAACAAUUUGUAUUAAUUGCUGCACUAUUUUUCCUUAUAUUGCAUGCAUGUGUAAUAAUAAGGAAAAUGUGAUUUAUCAGUAAACAUGUUAAAUAGAACCAGGUACUUAAUACUUUUUGUAUCAUUUCAUUUGUAUUUCAAACUUAGUAAUGUUUCAGUAGCAGUUCUUGAAAACCUGCUUUUUGCUUCUUUUUUCAGCUUGAUAUAAAGUUAAGCAUUAAGCGUCAAGAUAAUACUUAGAAGAAUUUUUUAAAACAGGCAAUGAAAAGUAAUAGCAUAUUAUUUUCACAUUGGCUACCUGCAUUUGUUCAUUGAAUUAAGUUUUGGUAUGAUCCUAAAAUAAAUAAAUCAUGUGUUAUUUUUCUACUCUUCUCCAUCACUGACCUUAACAAAGUUUGUUUUAACCUGAAUUUGUAAGUGAUCAGUGUCAGUAAAGUGAGAAGAAAUGGGAUUGGGGGAAAAGUAUUACUCCAUUGGUAUUUUUUGGGUUCUCCUAUUUUUGUCACCAUGCAUUGAAUUUUAUUUCACAAUUAAAUAUUGAUAUGUGGAAAAAAGAAAAAAAUGAAAAGAAAAAAAUGGAAAAAGGUCUUAAGAAUUGAUGUAGCAAUCUAGUUUUAGAGGGAAAAAAAAAUCACAUAUCCAGUUUUAUCUCCUUCCCCAUUUAUACAUUUGCAUUACAAUUUUUUAAACUUUUGUGUGUAAUCUGUUUUGUGAUUUGGGAAAAAUAUAUGUAUUCCUGAUUACAUCUUAAAUUCACCAUGUUGCAAUAGUGGAAUACUGAUUUUAUGAUCUAUGCUGAUUUCAAAAUAAUGUUUGAGUUUAAUUACUUGCUUUCUUAAUUUACCCAGUUAACAUCCAGUUUAGUUCACAAAGCUUUAACUAGCAUAUCCUCUCUGAGUAUUGGACACCAAAGCAAAUGAACAGCCCAUUUUGGCUGUUUUCAGACAAACAGUCUUGUUUUCCCUCUUUGUAUAAGACAGAAAUAUGGCUUAUAACAUGUAAUUAGUGGCCAUGACUUUAAAUUAUUUUUUCCACAUUCUUUAAUUGAAGGCAUUUAAAUCUCAAAGCAAAUAAUUGCUUGAAAUUAAGAGGAGGCAUUUUCAUCUUUCGAAAGUAAUGUAUGUUUAAACAGUAUAAGCUAAAAUGCUUAUUCCUGUCAGAAAUCAUGUUUGAUUUUGUUUGUAAAGAAAAUUCAAAUAUGGGCUCGCAGAAUCUUAAACAUGUAAGUGGUCCAAAGGUAAGAACAUUAAGUUACUAGAUUGUGAAUGAAACUGGUUAAUGCACUAAACGUUUUGUGCCUUGGUCUAAAAUUAAUGAGUUCUGUG
This is a messenger RNA of Protobothrops mucrosquamatus (brown spotted pit viper), 4600 nucleotides long. It is a transcript of the gene ENAH, whose product is annotated as ENAH actin regulator. Bases 31 to 2370 code for a protein of 779 amino acids. Gene Ontology annotation, biological process: actin polymerization or depolymerization; axon guidance; actin polymerization-dependent cell motility. Gene Ontology annotation, molecular function: profilin binding; SH3 domain binding. The transcript has 13 exons. The record is from RefSeq and is a predicted model, not a curated record. Lineage: Eukaryota; Metazoa; Chordata; Lepidosauria; Squamata; Viperidae.